Molecule: messenger RNA, 2457 nt
Organism: Rasamsonia emersonii CBS 393.64
Lineage: Eukaryota; Fungi; Ascomycota; Eurotiomycetes; Eurotiales; Trichocomaceae
Product: Histidyl-tRNA synthetase, mitochondrial
Exons: 4
Biological process (GO): mitochondrial translation; histidyl-tRNA aminoacylation
Cellular component (GO): mitochondrion
Molecular function (GO): histidine-tRNA ligase activity; ATP binding
Source: RefSeq, a predicted model, not a curated record
CACUUGAUGUGUGUUUUGGCCCGCUUAAGCGCGCGUACGGAAACUGCUGAAAAGAGAAUGAUUGCUGGCAACAACCAUAUUGACAAGGAAGACUUUCUAUCCCUAUAUCCAUCUGCUCGUGCAGAAGUGUUUACUCCAGACAAUAUAUGCAAAGGCUUUGCAGGAGCUGGACUUAAGCCACUUGAUAAAGAGCGGGUUCUUGCAAAGAUUACCUUUCAGCUUCGUACGCCAACACCACCAGCUUCAGUUGAAAGUUCAGUCUCCUCUGCUUUUCAAACUCCUCAGAAUCCUCACCAGCUGGAUCACAAGGUUCGCAGCUUGCAAAAAAGCCUUAGUGCAAGAAAGCAAAAGCUUUCUAGCAGCCCAAUGUCUCAUAUUCAUCAUCUUGAAAAGGCCGCGCAGAUGGCAAUGAAUAUGAACCUUCUUCUUCGAGAUGAAAUUAGGACUCUACGAGCUGAGACUGAGCGGAAAACUAGAAAGAAGGCAAGAAGGCGUGCUAUUCUAGGUAAUGAUACCCUUUUAUCUGUACAAGAAGGCCAAAAUCGCAUUCAGCAGCUUGAUACGCAGCUUAAUGAGAAGCUUGAUGAGCCUACACCUAUGCCUCAACGGCGAGCUCCACAACGCUGCAGUGGCUAUGGGAGAUGGGCUUUCAACAGGCCCGGCUCAGCCUAUGCUAUCGGCCUUGUUUGCCCUGCGCGACGAGCAAUUGCUGCCCGGCCCGCCGUCGUGCCCCUCCGCUGGAGCUUGACAGGAACAGCGGCCUUCCGUCCAAAAACCCUCGAUUCUUAUGACCCCACCGUGACCAUCCGCCACCGUCGCUUUCUCUCCUACAAUCACGAUCCCUCUCCCACCGACAAGAUGCCUAAGGACAAGCCGUCCUUCACUCUGAAGACCCCCAAGGGGACCAAGGACUGGGCCGGCGCCGACGCCCUCCUCCGCGAUCGCAUCUUCCGCACCAUCACCGAAGUCUUCAAGCGUCAUGGCGGCACUGCGCUGGAUACGCCCGUGUUCGAGCUGCGGGAGAUCCUCGCGGGAAAAUACGGCGAGGACUCGAAGCUCAUCUACGACCUGCAGGACCAGGGUGGUGAGCUCUGCUCGCUCCGGUACGAUCUGACGGUCCCCUUCGCGCGAUGGCUCGCCAUGAACCCGGAUAUUCGGAGCAUAAAGAGAUACCACAUCGCCAAGGUGUACCGCCGAGACCAGCCAGCCGUGGCCAAGGGACGGAUGAGGGAGUUCUAUCAGUGUGACUUUGACAUCGCCGGUGCGAAUUUUGACCCCAUGGUGCCGGACGCGGAGGUGAUCAAGAUCAUCUCGGAGGUGUUUGAAGAGCUGGGUUGGCAGGGACGAUACACGAUCAAGAUCAACCACCGAAAGAUCUUGGAUGGUCUAUUUGAAGUGUGUGGCGUGCCGCAGGAGAAGAUUCGACCCAUCUCCAGUGCCGUCGACAAACUGGAUAAACUUCCGUGGGCGGAUGUCCGGAGAGAGAUGGUUGAGGAAAAGGGCCUUGACCCAGCGGCGGCUGACAAGAUCGAGACCUACGUUGUCAAGAAAGGCGGACGGGAUCUACUGGAUGCGUUGCUGAAAGACGAGGCUCUCACAGCGAAUGCAUCCGCCAAGGUGGGCAUGGAGGAGAUGGGUCUCUUGAUGGAAUACCUGGAGGCUUUCGGAGUUCUCGAUAAAAUUUCUUUCGAUCUGUCGCUCGCUCGAGGAUUGGAUUACUACACAGGAGUCAUCUACGAGGUCGUGACAGAAGGGUCGGCGCCCAGCACGGCCACCUCUGCGCCGGAGGCACAGAACCUGCAGAAGGCGGGAAAGAAGGACAAGGCCAAGGGAGAGAAUGUUGAUGAGGAUGAUCGAUCCAACGACCCGACCGUUGGAGUUGGCAGUGUCGCUGCCGGUGGACGCUACGACAACCUGGUCGGCAUGUUCUCCAGCAAGGCCCAGAUCCCGUGUGUCGGCAUUUCCUUUGGUGUCGACCGGAUCUUCUCCAUAAUCAAGGCUCGGAUGGAGCGUGACAAUAAAGCGGAAGCUCUUCGAGGCAGCGAAGUGGAUGUCUAUGUCAUGGCCUUUGGUGGCAAGGGAUUCACCGGGCUGCUGAAGGAGCGGAUGGAGGUCUGCAAGACUCUGUGGGCCGCUGGCAUUAAGGCCGAAUUCUCCUACAAAAUCAAACCCAAGCUUCCCCAGCAAUUCAAAGCGGCCGAAAAUGGCGGUGUGCCCUUCGCCGUGAUCCUGGGCGAGGACGAGCUCGCCCAAGGCAAAGUUCGCGUCAAGGAGAUGGGUCUGGAAGAGGGCCACCCGGAGAAAGAAGGAGUGCUAGUCGACCUGAAGGAUCUCACAAAGGAGGUGAAAGCGCGGCUAGCGAAGAAGAACAGUGCUGCCGCCACGACAGGGGUAGAGAAGCAAAUCGAGGGCUUGACCGUGCAGGAAACACCCAAGACAGAAGAUGCUGGCGUUUGA